Molecule: messenger RNA, 582 nt
Organism: Cicer arietinum (chickpea)
Lineage: Eukaryota; Viridiplantae; Streptophyta; Magnoliopsida; Fabales; Fabaceae
Molecular function (GO): nucleic acid binding; RNA-DNA hybrid ribonuclease activity
Source: RefSeq, a predicted model, not a curated record
AUGGACCUUGUUGUUCAACGGGGCCUCAAACAUAAUGGGGCAUGGGAUUGGGGUUGUUUUAAUAUAUCCGAAAAAAAAGGUUCAUACUUAUCACAACGCGCUUGUGUUUUGAUUAUACCAAUAAUAUGGCAGAAUAUGAAGCUUGUGCCAUGGGAAACUCGAGAUAAGAAGUUAAUACUUUAUUUUACCUACAUAAAAGAAUUGUCAUUUGAAUUUGACAAAAUCACUUUUCACCAUGUCCCUCAAGAAAACAAUCAAUUGGCUGAUUUUUUGGCUACUUUAUCAUCUAUGUUCCAAAUAAAUCGAAACAAUGAAUUCCCAUCAAUUAAAAUGGAGAGUCGAGAUCAUCAUGCCUACUGCAACGUAAUGGAAGAAGAGACCAACGGAGAACCGUGGUAUCACGACAUCAAACAUUAUCUUAAAAAUAGAGAAUAUCCUCCCGAAAUAUCAGAGAACGAGAAAAGAACUCUGAGACGGUUAACUGCGAGCUUUUUUGUGAACACAAACAUUUUGUAUAAGAGGAAUCACGAUAUGGUACUCCUCAGAUGUGUUGAUGUCAAUGAGGCAAAAGAAAUUCUAUAA